Messenger RNA from Cordyceps fumosorosea ARSEF 2679, 1389 nucleotides. RefSeq names its product amidohydrolase. The transcript has 2 exons. The coding region runs from base 1 to 1389 and encodes 462 amino acids. The record is from RefSeq and is a predicted model, not a curated record. NCBI's taxonomy places the organism in Eukaryota, Fungi, Ascomycota, Sordariomycetes, Hypocreales, Cordycipitaceae. Gene Ontology annotation, molecular function: dipeptidase activity.
AUGAGACUAGUCGACAACACAGGUUCUUCCAAUGAAGCGAUCCCCGUGAGGGAGGCUUCCCAGAGGAAGGCUAAUGUGGCAGGGCAAGAGGUGGCCAUCAGCGCCAUUGACGGUUACGAUGCCGAGCUGCGUGACAUCAACAAAAAGGUAGCAAUUGCACAUCUGCGUUCCAGGGAAUUACGUGAAACUAAAGCUUCGAAACAGAUCUUUGACAAUCCAGAGCUCGGAUACGAGGAGUUCCAGGCUCACGACAACAUUGUCGCUCUGCUCCGUUCCCUCGAGUUUGAGGUGACGCCACACGCCUUUGGCGUGCAGACGUCCUUUUCGUGCGAAGUCGGGCAGGGCGGGCGCGUCGUUGUGUACAACGCCGAGUACGACGCGCUGCCUGGCAUCGGGCACGCCUGCGGGCACAACCUCAUCGCGACCUCCUCGAUCGCCUCCUUCCUCGGCGUGGCCGCCGCGCUCAAGGCCUCGGGCAAGCCGGGCCGCGUGCGGCUGUACGGCACGCCCGCGGAGGAGGGCGGCGGCGGCAAGGUGAGGCUCAUCGAGGCGGGCGCGUACCAGGACGUCGACGCGUGCUUGAUGGUGCACCCGGGGCCGCCGAUGCCGCCGCCGCAGGGUAGCCACGGCCACGGCGGUUGCUGCGUGCCGACGGGCGCGGCGUACGGCCGGUCACUGGCGAACACAAAGUUCAACGUCACGUUCACGGGGCAGGAAGCGCACGCGGCGAUGGCGCCGUUCCAGGGUCGCAACGCGCUCGACGCGGUCGUGCUCGGGUACAACGGCGUCAGCAUGCUGCGGCAGCAGACGCGCCCGUACGACCGGAUACACGGCGUGAUCCUCAGCGGAGGCACGCGGCCCAACGUCAUCACCAGCUUCACCAAGACGCAGUACUAUGUGCGCAGCGCCACGCUCAAGGAGGCGUCCGCGCUGGAGACGAGGGUCAAGGCCUGCAUGGACGGAGCAGCGACUGCCACGCAGUGCGGAGUCGACUACGAAAUGGAUGACCCGUACGCGGACCUUCGUCCCAACCGCACAAUCUGUUCGCUGUACGCGGAUGCCAUGGCCCUGCCGGCCAUUGCCUCGCCCGUCACCUGCGACUUCGAGCAUGCCCCGAUGCUGCCCGGCUCUACGGACCAGGGCAACGUCUCGUACGUGGUGCCGAGCUUCCACGGUGGCUUCGCCAUCCCGUGCCCACCGGGCGCGUACAACCACACCAAGGGGUUCACGGCGUGCGCGGGAACGGCCGAGGCGCAUAAGCUGGCCAUCGAUGCCGCAAAGGGCAUGGCGGUCGCGGGUUUGGCGGUUCUGACGGACGAGGCCGUGGCUGCAAAGAUUUGGGAGGACUUCAAGGCGGACCGGGCGUUGGACGAGAAGACGACGGACUAG